CCAGUGCCGAGUGCUGCGCCAUGGCCCGUCCGUCGCCGACCACCGGCGCCCCCAGCGCGCUGCUGCUGCUGCUGCUGUCUCUGCUGCUCGCCUCCUCCUCCUCCUCCUCCUCCACCGCCACGCCGGAAGACCUGCUGAGCUCCGUCGUGGACGAGUGCCUGGGCGCGCGUGGCCUGCCCAUGUCCUGCCUGCGCCUCAAGGUGCUCGACUACCUGGACGCCACCACCGGCUCCGGUCCCGCGGCCGCCACCGGCCGCUCCGCCUCCGACAUCGACGCCGACGCCGAGCACCUGGACGCCAUGAUCCUCAGCCGCGCCCAGAGGUUCCUCGAGACGCACCAGUUCAAGCUGCAGCUGCCGGAGUUCGCUUUCGGGCGCGCCGAACUCAUCUUCAGGCCCUCCAAGGGACUCGCGGAUUUCGACGUCAAGUUCCCCACCGAGAGGUCGGAGUCGGAGAAUGAAACUGAGAGGUCGCUAUCCGAAGCCCGUGGCAUGCUGAAGAAGAAGUUGCUGAUGCCCCUCCUGCUGCUGCUGAAGCUGAAGAUGAAGGCGCUCACUCCGAUCUUCCUUGCGAUCAUCGGUAUCAAGUCGCUGAAGGCGUUCAUCAUGAGCAAACUGGCGCUGCUGCUGGUAGUGGGCUUCCUGGUGGUGCAGCUGUGCAAAAAGGCGGGCAUGAUGAUGCCCAUGCCCAUGUCCAUGGAACCGGCGCCCGCCCCGCCCAUGCCCUACGGGCCUCCGGCCCCGGCUCCGCCACCCACCAACCAGUACGGCCCGCCCACCAACCAGUACGGCCCUCCUAGCAACGAGUACGGCCCACCCAGCACGCAGUACGGCGCGCCCACGGGCUGGGACGCGUCCGCUGCCGGAGGCGGAAACGGCAACGGCAAUGGCAACGGCAACGGGAACCCGUACGCGCGGGUGUGGGACCCCCAGCAGCUGGCCUAUAGCGCGUACUACUCCCAGCAGCAGCCGCAGCCGCAGCAGGCCACGGCCACCACGGCGGGCACCCAGGCACAGUAGUAGGUACCGACCAGCUUCUCUGGACCCCGAAUUUCGAUAACAUGUCUUUUAUUUAGGUCUGCAGUCUUCUGUGUUCGUUGUCAUCCAUGACUGUGCCGCAUUCCUGCUCAAAUUUCUAGGAUAACGUUUCGAUCCGCCUUCAGGUAUCUUCUUCAGGAUUCAGUUGGUGUGCCAGGUGGCUAAACAACCAGUGACAUAACUUUUCCCCAAAAGUUUCGGGAAAACACCCAUUACAAGUCGAGGGGAUGCUGCCGACUUUGUUCAGCCAUUUGUGAACACUAGAAGACUCCUGAAGAUGUUCCCAGCAGAGGGAUCGAAACGUCGAACUUUCUAGAAGUUUGAAGAGGAAUACAACGUGGCCGAACUAACUGAGAAGAUUUUUACCUUCACUGGAGGUGUUUCACAGCAGUGUACACUAUGGAGAAACCUGAUCACAGAUUAAAACUAGGCAUUAAACCUCUACGUUUCUCGCGGACAAUGUGCAAUAACCUCCGCUAUAUUUUUCAAAAUUUCGCAGAGGGUAUUCUGUCUCAACAUAUAUUUUUCUGUUUUAAUAAUGAGCGUGGAACUCACAUUUUCAUUCCUCGCAUGAACUGUUAUUGUUGACUUUGUUAUUGUUGCUGUUGCGUUCUUCGACCCGAAGACUGGUAUGAUGUAGACUUCAAAUCAGUCAGCCCAGGACUCAUCAUCUCCGUAACUUACAUUCAUCUGAACCUGCUGCCAAUGUGUCCACUAUGCUGUUCGAAGGGGUUUCUUGCAUUUCUGUAUUUUCAUUUAUUGUUGGACCUGCUACUGUAUUAGCUGUAUUUGAUUUUGAGCUGAUAACCCAGUACUCACUUCAGAAGAAAUCGGGCGUGGUAGUCUUGUGGCAAGGCACGUUCGUGGAAACCCAGAGGUCAGAGAACUGAAUCGUGGUCGGACCAUGGAAAUUUUCUGUCCGCCUUUCAUUUAAUCUUCAACGCUCAGUGUUGUGAAGGAUCGCCAGAAACGACAUUUGGUUCGGAUUCCGCGCUAAACUGUAGAUUUCGUUUCCUUGGUUGAAUAAUUGAGGCUGAUUAGCGACACGCAGGUCGUCAAAGAGACUUGCAUCCGACCAUUGAACUACACAUACCAAAUGUAUCUCAGUCCACGUCGUCUUAAACAUUUUUUCCCAUGGCCACAUUUCCGAAAUUGGUAAGCGUCUUAAUUCUUUCUUUUAAAUGAUUAACUGCUGUAUAACACUAUAAGCCAGCCACAGCAUUUAAAACAUCAUUUUCUUGGCUUCACUGAUAUUUUUCACAUCUUCAAAUGCUCUCUUUCCCACAGAUAUCCUACUUCCUAUUUCUUCUGAACAGCUUCCCUUCCAUCUCAUAAAACUCCCCAUGUAAAUAAAGAUUUUAAUUGUCCUGUCCAUAUCCCUUGCAAGAAUAUGUUAACUGGAGCUUCCUUCUUGCUUAUUCUCGUCAUUUCUUUUUCCGAAUUCAUACACCUCACCCCUUCUUGCAGUACUCUUCAACAUCUGCUGAAUUUCCUCUUCUGAUUCCUCCCACAUGUAGCGUUCUCUGUGGCCUUUCCUUCCAGUUCUUCUAUGUAUAAGAUGAACAGCUUCGGAUACGGUGAGCGUCUUUACCUUACUCUCCAUACAAUGUUCAUCUCUCAAGUCUUCUCGUUCCAUACGAUAACUGUCACUUAUGGGUUUGCGUACAUCUCCUUUAUUUACCUAUCUUUCCAGUCUAUACCAACAUUUUUAAAAUUCUUUCAUCAAUAAUCGUACUGCGUGCUUAUCUUAUCUGGAGCGUUUCCAUGUUCGAACUUCAGCACAGCAAAUAAUUGGGUCACCUACAGCGUCAGAGUGGCAACGACAUGAUAAAAAAAGUACUUUCUCAGGACUUAACGAUCAACGUAGAUCUCCGAUACUGAAAUAGUAACACUAUCAUCAAUAAUUAUUAAUUAUAAUCAAUUAUAUUUAGGAGAUUCUUUUACCGUUACGAGAAGUCAUCUGUACUUUGAUGAGUGGGACAGAUUUUAGAAACAUUGGAUCAUUUACAGACAAUGGAUUACGAAAAUUGUUCAAUAAAAUAAGCAGUAAGCGUUUUGUGUAUGAUAUAAACAAUUUUGUAAUUAAUUAUUGUUUUUUCCAGAUUCUUACAAGCUGAGGGAGACUGAAAAAACUCUGCUGAGUUAAUGACACCGUAUUUAUUUAUUUGUGUUUUCUUCGACAUGAAAAACGAGAAGCAUUAUGACGUCUACCACUUUGUUUCAGACAUAGGUCUGAAAACAAUGUUGGAAGUAUAGGUAGCUGCUGAUACUUCCUGCUGCUGACUGAACUCAGGCGUGACGUGAGAACUGUUCCUAGAUUCUCAGGAUAUUAGUCCAAAGGGCGACAGUUUACUUCAGGAAGAAACACAUCAUGCCAAAGAUUUAUUUAUUAAUAUUGUAUACGUGUCUCAAAUGAAACAUUAUUUAUUAAUAAAAGACAUUGAUUGAUUGCACAUGAACGUGUCUAAGACAUUACCUACCUUUGCAACAGUACAUUUGUAAUCAAUCCAAGACAUUUAUUGGGUUGAGAGCUUCAGGGGAAUUUAUGUUUAACAGUGUGUUUUUAGCUGAAUUACAACAGUCAAAACCUAUUUGCAAUAAACAUUGAUUGAUGAAACAA
This is a messenger RNA of Schistocerca serialis cubense, 3657 nucleotides long. RefSeq lists its product as uncharacterized. Bases 21 to 1019 code for a protein of 332 amino acids. Lineage: Eukaryota; Metazoa; Arthropoda; Insecta; Orthoptera; Acrididae. The record is from RefSeq and is a predicted model, not a curated record. The transcript has 2 exons.